AUGACGUUCAAGGGCAUCGCCUGCCUCGUGCUGGUCGCCAGCGCUGCCCUGCCGCUGCAGGCCCUGACGCUGCACGAGGCCGACGAGGCGCUGCUCCGGCGUGCAGGGCAGGGCGCCGCGGCGGGAGAAGCCAGCAGGCGCAGCGGUAUGGUAAGUCUCAAGCACCUCGUUGACCAGCACGCCGCGUCCGAGGUCGAGCUUCACGCCCGUGCGGCCGAGACGUUCCGCAAGUUUGCCAGCAAGAUGGCCAACAGCGGGUGCAACUACAAAGGAGGCCUGCUGCCGUGUCCUAACGGCUACAUCUGCCACUACACGGGGCAGUCCGGCGUGAGGUCCAGCGCGACUGUGGAGCAUCGUGGGGACAUCAUCCGGGCGGUCUUGUCCCCCGAUCCUGAACAGGGACUCGAUCAGCCAGACCUCGUAAUGUUCAUGGGGGCCAGCGCUAACGACGCUCCUGCCAUGCUGAUGGAAGUGCCAGAACAAUACAAGAGAACAGCAAGCCCCGUGAUGCUGAAAAUGUUCUUUGUGGAGGAUACUGACGAUGUGACUGAAGAGUGCCCUCAUGACCGUGAGCGCGUUGAAACCAUGGGCGACAACACCGUGUCGUACGCCGUUAACAACAGCACCUUCUCGGUUGAAACACGAGAAACGACCACCAACACGUUCAUGGGCAUGUCGUUUGAUUUCGUCAGCGAGGCACCUGUGGGUCACACCCCAGCCUUCGAGAUUCCUGCUGGGACGCAGAUCGUGUGGAUCACCCGCGAGGAGAUGGUGCAGGUUCUCCAGACGCAGGAGUUGCCGGCGUCCGCCGAGGCACGGCUGGAGGCGCAAUUGCGCAGCGUUUAUUCUGAAGACGGUCUGGACGACGUGCUGACGCAGAAAGCAAGCAGGAAGCGCGGGCGGCGCGGGCAGGCAUCGUGUUCAACCGGAGAGAUGUGGGCGAUGGUCGGAGGUGCCGUCGCCGUGAUGUCGGCGUUCUUACUUUGUGCGUUUACUGUCAUCGGCUGCUUUGUGGCCGCGCCGUUCUUGAUGAUGGCCGGGACGACGUCCGUUACAAACGGCUCCGGGGCCGCCCACGCUCGGCCGCCGCCCGCCGUGGGCGCCCGCCGCGCGCGCAUGGCACCACCGGCGGGAGGCCCCGAGGCCGCCGCCGCCGCUGGGGCCGCCGCGCCGGGCCCGGCGUGCUGCCGCGCCCGGCGGCUGGCCGCGGCGCUGGGCCCCUGCGCGCUCGCGGAGGUGGCGCUCGGCCUCGCGGCCGCGGGGGUGCUCGCCACCCUGGCGGCCCCCGGCGCGGCCACGGCGACGCCGCGGGCGCUCGCCGCGGCCCCGCCGAGGCGCCUGGCCGCCGUGGAGGAGGCGGGGCAGGGGACGCGCGCCCUCGCCGAGGAGCUGCGCCACCUGGAGGGGGCGAGGCGCGCCCUGGCGCAGGGCCGGCGGCUCCUGCGGCAAGCGAGCGAGGAGGCCCGGGCCGGCUUGAGGGAGCUGCGGGGCCAGGCGGGCCGGGCCGCGGAGGGCGCGAGCGACGAGGGCGGGGCCUCGAGCCGGUCGCAGGAGGUUCGCUGCAGAGCUGUGCACUGGUCCGAGGAGUGCACGUUCCUGCCCUCCGACCUCGUCGCUCGAAUGGGCGGGGACGUGAUCAACGGCAGCGCGGACUGCGCCGUCGUGGUGGCCGCGACCAGCCAGGCAACGGCGCAGAGGUUCUGGAAGGAUCUGAAAGGCAUGGGUCGGAGGAUCGACGCUCACAGCUUCGUGGUCAGAGCGACCUCGAUGCCAGCGGAGGAGGUCGCUGGCCAACUUGGCAGCAAGACCAGCAUGUAUUUCCUCCACAGCAAGGGGCGCAACAAAAAACCGAACUACAACAUUGGACCAGCGAGAAUCCAUAUCCAACACCUGGGCUCCAAGGGCACGUUGCUGUGCGACGUUCGCAAUAGAUCUGGCUGCGCAUUCGACGCGGUGUUGUUCAAAGAUAUGCCAGCACAGCACCGCGACGUGUGGCGGCGCGCGAAGCUGCCGGUCGGCAUGCUGACGUACGAGAUGGCGCAGACGCUGGUGCACCUGUACAACCUGCGCUUCAACGUCACGGCGCCGGCCCAGGCCUCGCAGACGAGGCCCGCGAACGCCUUCGCCGCCUUCGUGACCACGGCCCUGCUGUGCAACGCGGUGACGGGCUACGGCAUCACGGGCAGCGACUCCAACGAGCACGUCCUCAUGCGCGAGCUCGCGAGCGGCCAGGCCGCCCUGGACCGCGGGGGCGCGGCCGCGGGCCCCGCCCGCGGCCCCCACCCGAGCUCCUUCGCCGACCGGGCCCACCGCUGCCUGCAGGCCAAGGCGCGCGCCGGCUGCAUCCGCGUCGCCACGUAG
Prorocentrum cordatum is the source of this 2361-nucleotide messenger RNA. The record is from the annotation of a GenBank genome assembly. NCBI's taxonomy places the organism in Eukaryota, Dinophyceae, Prorocentrales, Prorocentraceae.